Molecule: messenger RNA, 4970 nt
Organism: Pseudomyrmex gracilis
Lineage: Eukaryota; Metazoa; Arthropoda; Insecta; Hymenoptera; Formicidae
Gene: glu
Product: structural maintenance of chromosomes protein 4
Exons: 10
Coding region: 735-4820 (1361 amino acids)
Biological process (GO): mitotic chromosome condensation
Cellular component (GO): chromosome
Molecular function (GO): ATP binding; ATP hydrolysis activity; protein binding
Source: RefSeq, a predicted model, not a curated record
GUGUGUAACAACAGAGAAACGUUGUAUACGUAAUACCAAAAUGCGAGUAUUGAAACAUUUAUAAAAUAUUUGUUUGAUCACUUGCUUGAUUCAAUUCGCGAUAUGCAAUAAUGUGCUAAAGUGUGCUGCAUUGGCUCGAAAAUUUGGAUUGGAGUAUUUUAGGUAAUAAUCGGGAAAGUGCAGUGAUAUCAGUGAUUCGACUUACGGAGCUCUGCGCGGGAAACAGAAAUAUCAUUUAUGCGAUUGAUCUCUUUCUUUUUGCGAGAAUAUGCAAGAUUGUUUUGAUCACUUGUUUUACUUUGUUACUAAUAACUUGAGAUUAUCUAACCGCACUGAUUGUCGCUGAUAGUGCAAUAAGUGUAUUCGCCAACAAUAGUUUUGGCGACCUAACCUUCAGUCGCCUAAGUGAGGCCGGUAUGUUCAAUUAACGAAAAAAACAAGUUAGUGAUUUGUGUACCAAAUACGUAUCAAUUGAAUUUAGAAAUGGUGUGCUAAGAAGUUCAAAGUAAGAUUAAAGAAGAAUAAGAAUUUAAGGCGGAAGAUUUAAGCUUAAAAGAGGCUCGUAAUCAGUCGAUUAUUUCAUUGGAAUCACCAAUUAUAUCGGUCGAUUGAUUAAAAUGACCAAUUGCAAGUGACUUGCGAUCGAUCGGUCCUGCAUUAAAGAAAUACAAAUACGCUUAUAAAUUCUCUAAUGACAUCAAUAUAAGAGCAUUAGACAACUAAACUUUAACAGAAUGACCAGUCAAUCGCAGAAUAGAAAGAACAUCUCUGGUGACAAUUUGGAAGUUGAUGAGAGGAACGCAGAUAGGUAUGAUACCGAUGACGAAGGUGGCUUAAGAGUGGACGAUGAAAUAUAUAUCCCACCACCACCUAAAACCUUCAGUGAAGUGGACACAACUGGUCCAAGGCUCAUGAUUAAUAAGAUUGUUAAUGUGAAUUUCAAAAGCUAUGCUGGCACACAAAUUAUUGGUCCUUUUCACAAAAGUUUUUCAUCAAUAGUUGGACCAAACGGAAGUGGCAAGAGCAAUGUGAUAGACUCUAUGCUAUUUGUAUUUGGUUAUCGAGCCACUAAGAUCAGAUCAAAAAAAAUAUCAGUGUUAAUACACAAUUCUAAGAAGGAGUCAAAUAUUAAUAGCUGUACUGUAUCUGUGCAUUUUGAACAAAUUAUUGACAAGCCUGGAGAAGCUUAUACGGUUGUUCCUAAAAGUCAAUUUGUUAUAUCCAGAACGGCAUUUAAAGAUGGUGCAUCUUACUAUGAACUUAAUAAAAGAAAAGUACAAUUUAAGGAAAUUGGAAAACUACUAAGAUCUUAUGGAGUUGACUUGGAUCACAAUCGAUUUUUAAUAUUACAAGGUGAAGUCGAGCAGAUUGCAUUAAUGAAGCCGAAGGGACAAAAUGAAAAUGAUACUGGAAUGCUGGAGUUUCUGGAAGAAAUAAUAGGUACAACUCGCUAUAAAGAACCUCUAGAGAAAUUAUCAGACAAAGUUGAAACACUAACUGAACGUAGAGUCGAAAAGUUGCAUCGUCUUAGAGUUGUGCAAAAAGAGAAAGAGGCCUUAGAGGAGCCUAUGCAAGAAGCGUUGCAAUACUUAAAAAUAGAAAAUUCCAUAAUCAGAUUACAACAUCAGCUUUAUCAUUGCAAAAAAUCUGAGGCAGUGAAACAGCUUGCUGAGCAAGAAGCGAAGACUGAUACUCUAGACAAGGAACUAACCACAUUGUUAGAUGAGAUGAAAAGCAUUCAAGAGCAGAAAAAAGCAACGAUUAACAUCAUAAAAGAGAAAAACAAGAAGUGGGAUAUUCUACAACGGCAGAAAGAUGAAAUAGCAGCGAAAUUUGAUCAAUUGCGUAAACAAGACGAGUCGCUGCACGCCGAACUAGUCGAGACGAACAAGCGACGAAAAGCAAACAUGGGAUCCAUCAAGACGGAAAAAGUCAAACUGGAAGAAUUACUAAAAGUACCAGAGAAGAAUGAAAAAAACAUAGAAGAGUGUGAACACUUAAUUGAGACACAUAUGAAGAAUAAAGAAAAGGAAGAGACUUCGUUGUCAACUUUGAUGACAGGAUUGAAAAAAAAGACGGAACCAUUGCUGAACGAACGAUCUGAGUUGGAGAAGAAGUUGAUAGCUCUUAGAAAAAAUGUGGAUCAGGCGAAGGCAGCAUACGAUAUUGUGCGAUCCGAGUUAGAACUUUAUACAUCGGUAGAAAAGAUUGAGAAAGAAAAGCUUGAAAGUCUUCGGGAAACCGUGGAGAAGACUACUAACACUCUUAAUGAGCGGCAAAAGCAAUUGGCGUUGCUCGAGACAAAGAUCCCAGCAACUGAACGUAGUUUAAAACAGGCGCAAGACGAACUGGACGAAGCGAAGGCACGCGAGAGCGAGAUGACGGCUCAGUUGAAAAAGAUGCGAAUUACUUUCGAAGAGCAACGUUCCGCUAUGCAGGCCAGCAAGUCGCGUAGUCACAUUUUGGAUACGUUGAUGAGAGAGAAACGAGAGGGACGAAUACCUGGAAUACUCGGAAGACUUGGUGACUUAGGCGCCAUCGAUGCGAAGUAUGAUGUCGCCGUGUCGACAGCGUGCGGACCGUUGGAUAACAUUGUCGUGGAUACAGUGACCACGGCGCAGGCAUGCAUUACAUAUCUACGGCAACACAAUAUAGGACGUGCCACGUUCAUACCGUUGGAAAAGCAACAACGUUUUCUAUCCAAAUGCAGUCGCAAGAUCCAAACGCCAGAAAAUGUACCUCGUUUGUUUGAUCUAAUCAAAGUGGAAGACGAGCAAGUGUUACCGGCGUUCUACUACGGUCUGCAGGACACUCUGGUAGCGGAGAACUUGGAUCAAGCAACGCGUAUUGCGUAUGGCGCGACGCGUUAUCGCGUGGUGACGCUGAAGGGAGAAUUGAUCGAAUUGUCGGGCACGAUGAGCGGCGGCGGGCGUACAGUAUUGCGUGGUCGAAUGGGCCAAAAAGUAGUGAGAAACGAACCGUCAAAUGCCGAUAUCGAGAAGCUGCAAUCACAACUAGAUGUUGUAUUCGAAGACUGUAAUAAACUUAGAGCGAAACAACAACCGUUGGAACAGCAGAUCCACGUGUUAACGACCGCUUUGAAAGACAUGACGGUUGAUAGAAACAAAUUCAAAAUUGACUUGCAAACGCUGAAGGAGCAAGAGCCAUCGUUGCGAACUCAACUCAAGGCACAAGAGAAGAAAGCCGCGGAGUCAGUAUCAGAUCCGAAAAAAGUCGCGCAACUGCAGAAAGCAAUGAACGCAGCAAAAUCUAAUCUUGACAAAGUCGAAGAGAGUUCCGCCACGGUAGAGAAACAGGUGGAACGCAUCAAUAAGAAGAUAGAUGAGAUCUCCGGCAAUCGGGUGCGAGAUCAGCAGGCUAAAAUUGCGGAGCUAACCAAAUCGAUAGACAAGGCCAAGGCAGAGAUAUGUCGUUUGCAGGUGGCCAUUAAGACCGCCGAGAGAAAUGUGAAAAAGACGGAAAAGCAUAUAGAAACGCUAGAGAACGACUUGCACACCUGUGAGCAGAGACUGAGAGAGAUUCAGAAAGAGAAAACCGAGCUCGAGGAACAUGCUAAAGUAAUUUUGGACGAACUUGAAGAAGUCAAUAAAGCGCUAGAAGAACGUAACGACGCCACGUCAUCUUUGAAAGAAGAAUUGAACGUUUUGCAAGCGCAAGAGGACAAAAUAAAAGUUACGAGGGUCGAUCUAGACCAGAAACUUCACGAGUGUAAGAAAUUGUUGAAAGAACUUCAGCAGGUGAUUCCCGAAUAUAAUCGGAAAAUAGCGGGAUUAAAAUUGCAAACGAUUCCCCACGAGACUGUGGAGCCGCUCAAGGAGCUAACAGAAGAGGAAAUAGAGCAAUUGGACGUGAAAACGGUGGCGCAGAAUCUGCAAAAGACAAAGGUAAAACUACCUGAUCAAAUACCCAACAUGAAAAUCAUCGCGGAUUACCAGGAGAAAGACGCGCUUUACAUACGUCGUGCCGCCGAUCUGGAGGAGAUGACAUUAGAGCGUAACAAGAUGCGUGAUAUUUAUGAAACUGCCCGACGACGCAGAGUUCAAGAAUUUCUUCAAGGUUUUAACCUGAUUACCACAAAGUUGAAAGAAAUGUAUCAGAUGAUCACACUGGGAGGCGACGCUGAGCUGGAACUGGUAGACUCGUUAGAUCCUUUCAGCGAGGGUAUCGUGUUUAGUGUGCGACCGCCCAAAAAAUCGUGGAAAAACAUAAGUAAUCUUAGCGGUGGUGAAAAAACAUUGAGCUCGUUGGCGCUUGUCUUCGCUCUUCAUCAUUACAAACCCACGCCGGUGUACUUUAUGGAUGAGAUCGACGCGGCGCUUGACUUCAAGAACGUUUCAAUCGUCGGUAAUUACAUUAAGGAGCGCACAAAGAACGCGCAGUUCAUCGUCAUCUCGCUGCGCUCCAACAUGUUUGAGUUAGCCGAUUACUUAGUGGGUAUUUACAAAACGUUCAACUGUUCUAAGAGCGUGACCAUUCAUUUGGGUCGUUAUUAUGAGAACAACAAUAUUAAACCACCCAAGCAAGUUACCUCAAGAACUUACGCGUCCCAAGUUACACAGACGCAACGCAGUCAGCCACAAUCGCAUAAAGAGAAUACCGCACCCUUGACUAACAAUAACAACACGGAAAAGAAAUUACCAGAAGAACAAACGGAACUUGAUCAAUUGAAUCUUCCAGAUUUGGCAGUGUGCCCGACUCCAGAGAAAACAGGCCGACGUUCCAGCAAACUCGCAAGAAAGAGCAAUGAAACAGACAGCAGCAUUAUAGAUGAACCUGUUAGAAAGAAGCAUCGAAAGUAAUUGAUUGUCAGAUUUUGCGAAAAUCAUUUCUCUUGUCGGGAGUCUUUCUGCAAACAACGGUUUCAAGCAAUCACUUAAAAAUCUUAAAAUAUAUAUAAGAGAGUAAUUUUAUACGAAAUAAAUAACACAUUUAGGUAGAACAAAUAUCGA